Suillus fuscotomentosus is the source of this 1278-nucleotide messenger RNA. RefSeq names its product S-adenosyl-L-methionine-dependent methyltransferase. NCBI's taxonomy places the organism in Eukaryota, Fungi, Basidiomycota, Agaricomycetes, Boletales, Suillaceae. The record is from RefSeq and is a predicted model, not a curated record. Gene Ontology annotation, molecular function: O-methyltransferase activity. The transcript has 10 exons. Bases 1 to 1278 code for a protein of 425 amino acids.
AUGACGGAGCUGAAUCAAGUCAAGGUUCAAGUCCUCUUGGAUAUCAUCAACUCCUCCGCACAUCAAGCAAUCGCAGAAUACAACAAAACUGGUCAUGGAGUCCCUGGUAUCGACGCAGGCACCCUCCACCCCCUCGACUUCGCGACCGAUACACUUGCCCUCAGAAAGGCAAUCAGGCUACUCGAGGGUGCAUGCGAGCAAUUGAACACCAUACUGGCUCCCCCCCAAUACACGGCAUAUAAUUUUGUCAAUAAUUACAAUUGGGCGUGCAUAGACGUCGCUUUGCAAUCACGUAUUGCAGACGUCUUGGACAAACACCCGCAAGGUCUUAGUGUGGAUGCGUUGGCUAAUGCAGUCGACCUCGAUAAGGCCAAGAUCGCACGCGUCUUGCGAGUUUUAGCCCUCAGGGUUAAGCGAGACGUAUUCGCAAACACGCGACUUUCCCUCGUGCUCAAGUCAAAAAGCAACGUCGCGGCUUAUAUACAACGUCAUCGAGAUUUCGCAAAAUAUGCUACGGUUCUCCAUGAGACUAUGACCGACCAAGAGUUUGCAAGAUCGAGCGAGGUUGACAAAACCCCUCGAGCAUUUGCUCUCAGAAAGGAAGGCAAAGACGACAAGUUCUGGGAGAUGGACGAUGAGGCACGCGAUAUAUUUCACAGAAGCAUGGCGGGCUAUUCUGAGAUCCAGAGCUGUUCUGCGGUGUUGCAUCACUACCCUUGGGACAAUGUAUCCUCUGUGGUGGAUGUCGGAUCUGGAACGGGAGCCAUGUCUAUUCCUCUGGCGAAAAUGUUCCCUAAUCUCAGAAUAACCAAUCAGGACCUCCCAGAAGCUUUAGAGCUGUCAAGAAAUAUAUGGGAGAAGAAUGCUCCUGAGGCGCUGCUCGGCGGGCACAUAGAGUUCGUGCCAUUGAAUUUCUUAGAGGAGUCACCUGUUGUCGGAAAGGAUGUUUACUAUAUGAGGAGCAUCAUUCACGACUGGCCGGACAAUGAGUCGAUGGUGAUUCUCCAUAAUAUUCGCAAAGUAAUGGGACCAAACAGUCGGGUGUUGAUUCAUGAAUGCGUGCUCUUGCGCCCAUUUGAAGAGCCUGACGUAGGGGCUAACGAGUUUAGUAAGGAUCAUAAGGCACCCGAACAUACAUUAUUGAACUUCGGUAGUCACACACCAUACCACCUUGACAUGGUCAUGUGGCUUUGUUUUAAUGGCAAGGAGCGAACCUUGAACGAAAUCAAGAAUAUUGCGCAAGUUUCUUCCAUGCCUGGAUACGUUGACGAUGUUUGA